CAUCGCCGCCGCUGCGCAGGAGGACGGGAGGUCCAGGUGCACCGCUGCUGAGAUUGAAAGACAGGGGAAGUUUUUUUAAUCUAAAAGCGAUGAACCCUCAGUUGACGACCUGAUUUUGUCGACAAGUGUUCAUCCUUCAAACAAAGAUCGCCAUCGUUUGUUUUUUUUUGAUCGGUGAUGGGAUUCCUGUAGGAGCGACCUGCCGCCUAACGUUAACCUCAAGGUAAACGGACAGUAUGCAACUUGGAAAAGAACAGAUCUUCAAAACAGGAUGGACACUAAAGCUGGGAUGUUUUGCAAGUUUGUAAAUUGCCUAUUCUGAGCACUCGCUAGAUUUUGGAAGAUACACUUUGCAUAGUUAGAGGAUUUUAUUACACAGCCGUGGUUUUUGACAUAUGGCUACUCCAGGAAAAGUAAUGGAGACAGAAAAAAGAGAGGAUGUUUCACAUAAACCUACAGCGAAUAAAAAGGCAGAGACGGAGGAGGAUGUGACCUCUGGCCACACCUGUGGGGUGUGUGGACGCAGCUUUCCUCUUCUCAGCUCUCUAUCGCAGCACAUGAGAAGACACACACGGGAGAAGCCGUACAAGUGUCCGUACUGUGAGCACAGGACGGCUCAGAAGGGCAGCCUGAAGGCCCACAUCCGAAGCCAUAAACUUGGCCUGUUCAGCCAUAAACUCACUGUUGAAAAAGAGGGGGAUGGAGAUCAGGCGCAGAAAGUGAACGCAGAGACACCCGAUCCUCCUAAGAUUAUCAGCACAUCAGACAAAGCUGUCAAUGGCAAAGUAAAGAAAAAAGGAACCAAGAAAAAAGUAAAGGCUAAGAAUGGCGUUGAGGUUGCUGAUGGGGAUGAUGACGGGUCCUGUACCUGCACCAUCUGUGGCCAGUCUUUCCCUCAGAUACUACUCCUUAAAUCCCACAUGAAAAGGCACCGCAGUGCUCAGGAUCACGGUUGCCGGAUUUGUGGACGCCGUUUCCGCCAAGCAUGGUUCCUCCAAAGUCACAUGCGCAUUCACCGGGUCAAAGCCCAGCUAAGUGGCGGGAAAAGCAACGAGCUACCUGCCACCAUCAAUGGAGUUCCUCAGGACCAAGCGUUGCUGGCAAAUGAAGAGUGCCUCUAUGAGCUCUGUGCAGGCUGUGGUAACUUCUUCUUUGACCGCAAGACAUUACGAACACAUGAAAAGCUACAUAAGCCGAACCACAUCCGCACUCAGACACAAAAUCCGCCACAGGAAAAAAUUGAAACCUCCGAGCUGGACACUGCUAAGAGGCAUUUUAUGGAAAGCCUGAACCUCACAUGUGCAGGACCAAAGGAAACGUCUGAGGAAAAGAGCCUGGGCGGGCGACUUCCUGAGCUGGAUCCAGUUUGUAGUUACCAAGCGUGGCAGUUGGCCACAAGGGGACGACUUGUGGAGUCCACGGAGAAAUGUCUGGGAUGGCAGGAGAGGCUUGCAGAUGCUGAGGUGGCAUAUGACACAGAAAAAGGAGAGUAUGUACCACGGAAACAAGAGAAGAAAAGGAAGCAAAUUGACAACUCCAGCACCAACAUUAAGAAGAUAAGAGGGGAGACAGGCGUUGAUCACAGAUCAAACAGCUUGGCUCACACUAAAGGUGGUGACAAGAGGAUUUUGCAGAAAGACCGCAUUCUGUUGAACGGACUGGGUCACGCGUUUUAUGAGGCGUUGCAGACCAAGAAAGUAAAAGAUGUUCACCUCACAAAUAAACAGACCAACAGCACCAGGAACCAAAACCAUGAGGAUAAGAAAACAUAUUUCUGCGAGCACUGUGAUUUCCACACUUCCGACACCUCACUCCUCAGGUCUCACGUGCACAUGCAGCACCAGGACUUCCUGGGUCCCUACAGCAAACACAGCACCAUUUUGGACAACGUUACCCAGAGUGGUUCCAAAGCCUCAAGAUACAUGGACUACCUCAGAAACAGGAGUGUGCUGCUCAGUCAGCCAUAUUGGAACCCUUACACAUGUCCGCCCGCCCCGGUGUCAGCAGAGUCCAAUAUUAAGACAGAAAAAUCUAACAGUACUGAAGUCAAAGGACAGGGACAUGCCUCUAAUGAUGCCGAAAGUCUCCUUAAUCUGUCUUCAUUACCUAUAAGUGAAGGGGCAGGUAUCGUAGAUUAUCCGAUAAAGACGGAGGGCCUGGUGAGACAUCAGUGCCCGUACUGCUCACACACCACCAAUUACCCAGAAGUACUGUGGAUCCACCAGCGGGUUGCACACAGGGUGGAUAACAGCAGCUCCAUGGCACCCAAGUGGGCACCCUGCAGUAACAGCCCCAAGAGUUUAAAGACAGGCACUUCCCAGUGGAGACGCACAGGGGCUCCACCGUUCCUCGAAGGCAAGGACUGCCCUGCUUUACCUGCUCCAAGAACUCAGCGCACACAACCUCCAGGUUUCACAGCCAACAGCAGCAGCAGCAGCAGCAGCAGCAGCAGCAAGCAAUCAGCACCCAAAACCCAAUCAGCCGUCCCAAAGUCCAAGCAUCAGUCUAAGGACUCUGCAAAUGGGACACAGUCUAGUGGGAAGACAGGACUCUUACCUCAAAAGAAGUCAGGAGAACAUAAGCGGGCAGAGAAGGGGGGAAGUAAAAGUUCCAGCAGCCAAGCGACUUCAUCCAGCAGCAAGAGUGCCCCGAGUGUCCAUCCCACCAGCAGCCCCAAACACAGAAGCCACAGAGCAGCUGCGGAAGGAAACUUCCCACAGGAGGGUCUGGGUUUCAUGUUGGCAAGAAAUCAUGGUGGGACUUCAUCCAAUGCAGAGCGACCCCAUCCUCGAAGGCAGUCAUGUGACUCGUCUUCAGGUCCAAAGGGUCAGGAUCUGUGGGCUGCCAUGAACAUGUGGGGUCACAAAGCUUAUUUAGAACCUCUCCGUUAUGCUCAGGUAAAGAAUGAAUCAACAGGAGAAAGGCCAAUGGACAUUGAUAUUUUGAGUCUUCUGAAAAACUACAGUCCCCACGAUCUGGCUGCUCUUUACCAGCACUGGGGGUUUGUUGACCCCAGGAUCGAUCCCCAAGCAAUGAUGCAGUUAAAUGGAAAUUAUGGAAAAGAAGUCCACUCCACAUCUGAAGCUCCCAAACAAGUGAACAGCCGCUCCACUUCCUCCUCAGGGUCUCUCCAUAAAGGAACGUGAAGAUCCAUCGUGUUCCUGUCGGCUCCCAGCCUGCACGAUGCUGCUGAACAAAGAGGCCUGCUGUUCUUUAGAGGAACCAGCCAUAACUCCUAAAAGGACAGAUGCACUGGAUAAUGCACAAUAUAUGCAAAACAAUGAAGUGGACUAUCAUUUUGUAAUACGGUUGUUUGAUUUGAAGUGUUACGCAUGUUUCUUUUGUUAAGAGUGUACAUAUGUUAGUUACCAAAACACACAUGAAGAUAUGUUCUAUGAAAAUGAGGAACUGUUACAGCUUUGUGUAAAUUAAACACUGUGAAGCUGCACUUGUUAAAAGGUAAAGAGGACAUUAUAUUGGCUAAAGAACCACAGAUAUCUGCUGGGAUAAAAACAAUGAAAACACCAAAUGUUAAAUACCAGGGUGCCACUUUAACAAUCAAAAGAACUUUAAACAUGUGAGCUGUGACCUGAACAUUUUACUGUACAUCACUUUUACCUCUCUUUAUAUGUUUGCGUUUUUUCAAAGGAGUGUGUAAAAUGUCUGUUUUUGGUUUAGAGUUAGCUCUGUAUUUGUCUCAACUUUCAGAAUAUACAGCGGGGCACGUCAAUGAAAUCUUAUGUCACUUCUUCAAUCCACUUCCUGAUCUGAGAGUGGACAGUUGUCAUGCAUUAAUAUGCUAUGUAAAGGUAUAUUGCUGGUCAAAUCUGAGUCAUUAUCCCACUGUAAGGCACUAUUUGGUGCUUUUAUUAGAGCUAAAUCAGGCUUUAGCAUCAUUAGCUGAACACCCAACACACAAUGACCACAAGUUAAACAGUUUUACAGCUGCAGAUUAUAACACUUAAACAAAACCAACAAAAACAAGGGUCUUGACCCCUUGUGUUUCAAAUUCGUGACGGACGGCAGGGUCGAUAUCAAUCACCAUACAUCAAAUUCAUGGCAAACCCAUGGCUCAAACCUCAGAUGCAGAACAUUCAGCUCCAAGUAAUGUGAAAAAAACAGAAAUACAACACACUUGGAGCCAUUGUCGUAGCAAAUCUGUCAAAGUUUAAACAACAAAAGAGUGCGGAUUAACAACAACACGUGGUGUCCUGCUUUAUGAUUCUACGUUUGACAUUUAUAGGCUUUAAUUUGUCAUUUCUUUCCUCCUAUCGGUAAGAUAGUGUUCACAUCUGCACUUGUUUCACACUGUGCUCGUGAUGUAGCAAUUUAAUGCUGUGAUUUUUAGAAGUAGAAACUGGCAGACUUACAUCGGCCAGUCAAACUACUGAAGAGACUGAAACACAUUUUGUUUUCGACUAUUUGAAAUUCACCUCAUUGUCAAAAUAGUUUUCAUGUGUUUUUGUUUGCAGAUAUGUUUAGUAUGUUCAUAUUUUAGUUUGAGUAUUCAUCUCCCAUAGAGAAAUAGUCUAUGCAUUUGAAACAAAUAGCCAUCAAUUUAUGGAUUCUUGGGAGCUCUUGAGAAUACAUGAUUUAUUUUUGACUUUGUUCUGUGUGGAAAACUGUUUUUGGAUGGCUGUUGUAAAUGAUUGUUUUAUUUAAUGGUGUUUUUGUUGGCUAAGAGUGGACUUUUAUCACUCCUAAGUACUUCAUAUUUGUAGUAACAAGAGAAAAUGAAGAAAAAAUAAACACCCUUGGGGUCAAAGAGGAGUGAUGCUCCAGCAGGAGGCGUUAUUGAGCGAUCGUCAGGGAGCAUUUUUUUAUGCAAGCCCGAAUUUUGAUGCAAACCUACAGCCUAAACUUCAGUUUAUUUGUGACUACAAUAUGUAAACAUGUUUCAUAGUUAAUUAUGUUGGUAUCAGAAUCUCUAUUUUCACCAGUUCCACAUUUUGUCUGACUGUUCGAAUAUACAAAUAAAGUUGGUCAAUGUAGAUUUGUUAUUAUUACGAUGAUCAUUAUGCAUAUCUUUUACCAGGUGCCCUCUUUUUCAUAACAGGGGAUAAAUAUUGCUCUUAUGGGGCACUUUGUACUUAAUGAAAAUCAACAUGAGACACAAUCAUGCUAAUAAAUUCUACGUCAGUAUAUCUUUUAUCCUCUCGCAAACUACCGUUCACCAGAAGUGACUAAAUUAUUUAAUACUAAUCUUUUAAAGACCAUUUUCCAGCAUAUAAAUGGAUUACUUAAUUAUUACUUAAGUCUGGAAAGUUUCAUUCCAUUUGAGGGCUUGACAUUUCUGAAUUUGGACAUUUAAGUGAUCGUUUUGGUUAUGCUAGGUUCAGGUGGAUUUUGAUCUGUAGUUAAAUAAUCAUAAUCAUUUAAAAAUAUGGCCUUUUCCUUUGCUGCAGUUAACAGCUUCUACCAGUAGAUGGUAGGCAAUGUCAACAAAUAGAGGAGCCAUAUAGAAGAAAUGCUAUGUUACAAAUCCGACUCCUCAUGAUUUCUAUUACUGGCUCUUCGUGGGACAUACUACUCCAAUUCUUCUAAUCUUUUUAAACACCAAACCACAAAAAUGUUGCACUGAGUUUUCUUCUAUAAACUGCCCCCUUGUACGGAUUGGCACGAACACAAAGCAGCAAAUUAUGGAUGAGGCCUUUUUUCUCCAUCAAUAGACAGUAAUUUGCCUGCAGGCGUACUGAGACAUUAUCACACAUUGCAUGUAAAUCUUAAACUUAGUGAAACUAAAUACAAAGGUCACUUUUACCAGAAGGGCAUUUGAGUGUGUCUGUCAACAUAUGUGUAGCUGACCACAUCUGAUUCAAACCAAGAGGAGGAAAUAUGUUCUGUGAAAAAGGUUGUACUUGAAGCAACUGUUGUCUGGCAUAUCUAGCAUGUGUGUCUGUAUGUCCUUGUCACAACGUGUUUGUCAGUGGGUCGUGUUAUAUCUUGGUGCAGUGACAGCAUCAGUUAGCUGCCUGAGAGACAUCAGAUAUCAUGUUCUCAGCGCCACAAGCAAGAGGGCUCAGAGUCGGUGCCGGCCACAGGCUCUGAGAGUGGAUACUGUCAGCAGGCUCGGAGCAGGAGAAGAGCAGUGGCAUAUGUUCUCUGACAGAAAAACGCCCGACUGUUCUUCAGCAGAGAGGAGAGAUGGACUGGUGGCCAAUUGGAGUGACAGCUGUCAGGACAGACUGUGUGUGUGUGUGUGUG
This is a messenger RNA of Eleginops maclovinus (Patagonian blennie), 6204 nucleotides long. RefSeq names its product zinc finger protein 516-like. The transcript is spliced from 5 exons. Gene Ontology annotation, molecular function: RNA polymerase II cis-regulatory region sequence-specific DNA binding; DNA-binding transcription factor activity, RNA polymerase II-specific. NCBI's taxonomy places the organism in Eukaryota, Metazoa, Chordata, Actinopteri, Perciformes, Eleginopidae. The record is from RefSeq and is a predicted model, not a curated record. Gene Ontology annotation, cellular component: nucleus. The coding region runs from base 396 to 3146 and encodes 916 amino acids. Gene Ontology annotation, biological process: regulation of DNA-templated transcription.